ACCAGCAGGCAGUGGGGAGCGGGGCCGGGGGGGAGAUAGCGGCCCCAGCAGCCCCAGCCCUCAGACAGACAGCGGGGAGGGAGGGAGGGUGCUGGGGGGACAACCCCCCACCAUUCCUACCGCUAUGGGCCCAACCUCCCACUCCCACCUUCCUUCCAUCGGCCGAGGCUAGGACACCCCCAAGCCCCGUCGCCCCCCUGGCACCGACAUCCCGACAGAGACAGAGACACAGCCAGCCGCCACCACCGCUGCCGCAGCCUGGCUGGGGAGGGGGCCAGCCCCCCAGGCCCCCCACCCCACUGAGUAUCCUGUCUCACAUCCAGUUUUGACAUGUUCGAGUACUGCAUAUGUGUGACCAGAAUGGAGCUGUGGCCCGGGGCAUGGACGGUGCUGCUGCUGCUCUUACUGUUGCUGCUCUUCCUGCUGCCCACACUGUGGUUCUGCAGCCCCAGUGCCAAGUACUUCUUCAAGAUGGCCUUCUACAAUGGCUGGAUCCUCUUCCUGGCUGUACUCGCCAUUCCUGUGUGUGCUGUGCGAGGACGCAACGUUGAGAACAUGAAGAUCUUGCGUCUAAUGCUGCUCCACAUCAAAUACCUGUACGGAAUCCGAGUGGAGGUGCGAGGGGCUCACCACUUCCCUCCCUCACAGCCCUAUGUCGUUGUCUCCAACCACCAGAGCUCCCUUGACCUGCUUGGGAUGAUGGAAGUACUGCCAGGCCGCUGUGUGCCCAUUGCCAAGCGUGAGCUACUGUGGGCUGGCUCUGCUGGGCUCGCCUGCUGGCUGGCAGGAGUCAUCUUCAUCGACCGGAAGCGCACAGGGGAUGCCAUCAGUGUCAUGUCUGAGGUUGCCCAGACCCUGCUCACCCAGGACGUGAGAGUCUGGGUUUUUCCCGAAGGAACAAGAAACCACAAUGGCUCCAUGCUGCCCUUCAAACGUGGAGCCUUCCAUCUUGCAGUGCAGGCCCAGGUUCCCAUUGUCCCCAUAGUCAUGUCCUCCUAUCAAGACUUCUAUUGCAAGAAGGAGCGCCGCUUCACCUCUGGGCAAUGUCAGGUGCGGGUGUUACCCCCUGUACCCACAGAAGGGCUGACACCAGAUGACGUCCCAGCUCUGGCUGACAGAGUCCGGCACUCCAUGCUCACCGUUUUCCGGGAAAUCUCCACUGAUGGCCGGGGUGGUGGUGACUAUCUGAAGAAGCCUGGGGGGUUGGGCGAGGCCCGACUCUGAGCUCCCCUCCCAUCUAUCUCCAUCUUCCUCCCCACACCUGCCAACCUAAUGGGCCCUGAAGCAGGGUCAAGCCCUCUUCCUUGUUUCCCCUCUCCCCACUUAUUCUCCUCUUUGGAAUCUUCAACUUCUGAAGUGAAUGUGGAUACAGCACCAUUCCCUGCCCCGUCCCUGCCCCACCAUGGACUCUCUUGCCUCCGUGCAGUCUCCACUCUGGUCCCCACCCUUGCCAUCUUGUCUGUGGGACAGUUGUCUUCCCCUCAUCUUGAGUGGCUCAGCCUACACAAGGGUGGGGAACAUUCCAUCCCAUCCCAGUGGACUCUUCUUCCUCUGUGGUUUUCUAUUUCUCUCCACUCCACAUUGGCUAUGGACUCAUCCAUUCUAUGGAACAGUUCUUCCCCCUACCCGCAGUCUAUGCAUUCAGUGGACUCAUCCAUUUCCAAGGAGGACUCCUCACCUUGUGGCUGGAAGCUGAUAGUUGGAAUACUCCUCCCGAGCUCAUCCUGGGGACUUUCCACAGCACCUCCACCCUCCCUUCCAGUGGAGGCUCCUGUCAGUGGGGGCUAGACUCUUCUAAUUCAGAGGUCUCAUCCCUGCACUUGCCAGAUGCCCAGGGUCACACGUACUCCUGGAUGCCAGUUUGGUCUCCACAUUUCUGCUUCCCCCUGUCCCCAUGGUACAGUUCUUCAGUGGUCCUGGCCCCACCCAGCCCCCUGCAGCCCCGCUGUACCAUUCUAACCAGAUGCAAGGGGAAGAGGCAGACCUCAGGUGCUGCACUCACUUCCCCCUGGGGAGUUGGGGAAAGAAACUGAAUCCUGGCUGGAGGGGAUAGGAGGGCUUUUAAUUUAUUUCUCAUUUGAGGCUUCCCCCUCUCUGAGCCAGUUUUCAUUUCCUCCUGGUGGCAUUAAACGCUCCCUGCCUCCCACUCCAGACCUGUUCCCACAAUUGGAGAGGUAGGCUGGGAACAAAAGAAGAGGGUGGGACCCAGUUUUGUGUGGUUGGUUGGUUUUUAUUAAUUAUCUGGAUAACAGCAAGAAACCGAGAAUAAAGAGAGAGAGAGAGAGAGAUCUGGGUGCUUGCUGGU
Molecule: messenger RNA, 2305 nt
Organism: Cynocephalus volans (Philippine flying lemur)
Lineage: Eukaryota; Metazoa; Chordata; Mammalia; Dermoptera; Cynocephalidae
Gene: AGPAT1
Product: 1-acylglycerol-3-phosphate O-acyltransferase 1
Exons: 8
Coding region: 331-1224 (297 amino acids)
Biological process (GO): phosphatidic acid biosynthetic process
Cellular component (GO): membrane; endoplasmic reticulum
Molecular function (GO): 1-acylglycerol-3-phosphate O-acyltransferase activity
Source: RefSeq, a predicted model, not a curated record